Molecule: messenger RNA, 1724 nt
Organism: Carya illinoinensis
Lineage: Eukaryota; Viridiplantae; Streptophyta; Magnoliopsida; Fagales; Juglandaceae
Exons: 7
Coding region: 86-1567 (493 amino acids)
Cellular component (GO): nucleus
Source: RefSeq, a predicted model, not a curated record
UUAAAAAAAAAAAAAAAAAAAAAAAAACCCUCCGAAUCAAAUUUCAAUAGAUCGGAGACAGGAACACGGACGCAGUGGCGCUAAAAUGGAAGAGAGCUCCACCGAUUCGGAAUCGAUUGUUAUGGAAACCCUAAGAAGCAGAGGAUGGUGUUUAAGAGACAUUGAGCUCGUGAAGGCCAUCAUCAUGAUCCACUCCGCUUUGGCCGAUGAUGCUUCUACCGUGGUGGGUUCAGUGGAGUCUGAGCUCUUGAACACCGAUCUUAAAUCUAUCGGAGACAAGUCCCUACCCGACCCCACGCUUCUUCGCAACCGCAAGUCCUCCCAUAUUCUCGGUCCCAAAGUCCUUCAGAUAUCUUCAGUGAGAGACAUAACAAAAAGCAGCAUUGAGGAUGUCUCACGAAGUUCAGGUAGUCGGCGACUCCUAAAGUUAGGUCUCACGGAUGGGCACACGGAGAUAACAGCUAUAGAGUUCGCUCCCGUCCCUUCAGUUCCGGACGACCUUUUUCCAGGAGCUAAGGUCCGUUUGGAAGAUAAAGCUACAAUACGUAGUGGUAUAGUCUGUUUAAAUCCUAAAGUGUUAUCCUUCUUAGGAGGAGUUGUUCAACCACUCUAUGAAGAAUGGCAGAUGAACCAGAAAUAUUCAGGUGUCUCCCGGUCAUCUUUGAGGCUAUCACGGGAAAGUGAUACAGGAGGCCCUCCUCUAUUUGAGAAGCUGCAAAUUCCGGCACCUUCACAUCGGUUUGUUCAGCAAGGAAAAUCUUCUGAUUAUGCUGGGUCUUCUUCUAAGAGCCAUGGCCCUAAUGCUGUCACUGGAAAUACUGAUUUUAAGCCAACUGGAAGGAAGAAAAAACUUGAUAAGUCAGCUGGCAUGAUCUGGAACCCAAAAGGAGCCUCUGUUAUAGAGAGGACUGAAGAAAAGCCAAGCAGCGUUGAAAUGAGACCAAAAGAAGAUUACGCUGGAUCUACUUCCAAGAGCCAUGGUCCUAAUGCUGUUGUUGGAAAUGCUGAUUUUAUGCCAACUGGAAGGCAGCAAAACUUUGAUAAGUUAACUGACAUGAAUAGGAAUCCCAAAACAUCUUCUGUUACAGAGAGGACUGAAGAAAAGCCAAGCAGCUCUGAAACAAGACCAAAAGAAGUGGUGGAAUCUGUCCCUGUUCAAAAUCAAGCUGCUGCACAGAAACUACUCCAGACAAUGAAUCAUCAAAGCCGGGAUGGUCGACAUUCCAAAGGUCAAAGACAUAGGGGAAAGGGGAAACAAGAAGAGCCAUUUGUUUUCACUUUGGAUGAGUGGGAAAUGAGAAAAGCUGAGGGAAAGCCUCUAAAGAAAGAAGAGCUUCCAGACAUUAGUCGUGACGAGAAUCUUGCAUGGAAGCUUCAAAGCGAAUUUGAUUUGGAAGAUUCUCAUGUACAAAGGGGUCCUCAUAAAGCAGGGGCAGAUGACUUGAGAAUGAGUAUGUUUAAUUAUACAAGAGAUGACGAUAGGUCUCGUUCUUCAGGACACGGAGGGGGAGGGAGGGGAAGGGGAAGGGGAAGGGGAAGGGGGAGGGGAAGGGGAAGACGUGGUUAAAUUUUGAUCUUCCUCUAAAAAUUAUCUAUAUUCUUGUAUCAUCUUGGUGUGUUAUAUAGCUGUAACGCCCUUUUACCUAUAUCAAAACUGCAGUGCAUCACUUCGUUAUUUUGCUUCAUUUCAUCAUCAGUAUCAUUCGUCAGAUUUCGAUUUUCAA